GGCGAGGCAAGGCAGCUGUGUUGUGACGUCUUCCUUGUGCGACGUUGCGUAGGCGCUCUGGAGCAAAAACAAAACGCAAAGAAUUUCCUUGGGGUGUGAGAUGUCGUCUGAAGCAGAUCGUCCUCCAUCAUCGGCAUCAUCAUGUGGACGAAAGCCAGUUAGGAGAUCUCCUCGUCUGUCCCCUCAGGGAGGCAAGGUUCAAGGAGACGAACAGAGGAAGAAAGGCAGCAGCCUGCAGGAGGCGAAGAAGAAAGGGAGAAUGUCGAGGAGCCACAAGGAGCGAGACGAGGAGCUGCAGGUCCAACUGCAGAAGCUGGACCUGUCCAGAAGGUCGUCUGCCAGUGGGACAGGUUUGGUCUAUUCGGAGACCUUCACUCUUCAUCAGAACCUGUGGGACUCCAAUCAUGCAGAAAGUCCAGACAGAGUGACAUCCAUCAUGGAGGAGCUGGAAAGACAGGAGCUGUUGUCUCGCUGCGUUCGAGUACAGCCCAGAGCAGCCACUGAUGAAGAGCUGCUUCUCGUGCACACAAAACACUACAUCGAUCUGAUUAAGUCCACUCAGAAAAUGUCCGAGACAGAACUACGUCUUCUCUCUGACAAAUACGAUUCCAUUUAUAUCCAUCCUGCAACCUUCCAAGUGUCCAUAUUGGCGGUGGGUUCUGUGCUCCAGCUGGUAGACCAGGUGUUGACGUCUGAGCUGAGGAACGGCUUUGCUGUCAUCAGGCCUCCAGGACAUCACGCUCAGUCAAACGAGGCCAACGGUUUUUGUAUUUUCAACAACGUGGCCAUUGCAGCUCGUUACGCUCAGAACAAGCACCAAGUCAAAAGGGUGUUGAUCGUGGACUGGGAUGUUCAUCAUGGUCAAGGUGUCCAGUAUGUUUUCCAGGAAGACCCAAGUGUGUUAUACAUGAGUGUGCACAGGUUCGAGCACUGUGCGUUCUGGCCUCACCUGCCUGAGUCAGACAAUACUUUUGUGGGCUGCGCCCCCGCCGAAGGGCAGAACAUCAACUUGGCCUGGACCACGGCAGGAAAAAGCGACGCGGACUACAUGUGUGCUUUCCAGCAAUUGCUGCUGCCUGUCGCCUAUGAGUUUCAGCCGGAGCUUGUUUUGGUCUCAGCUGGUUUUGACGCUGCACUGGGGGAUCCCAAGGGCCAGAUGUGCGUCAUUCCUGAGUGUUUCCAGACACUGACACACAUGCUGAUGUCUUUGGCAGAAGGUCGACUCAUUUUGGCUCUCGAGGGAGGUUAUAACCUGCAGUCAACAGCAGAGUGUUCUACUGCUUGUGUUCGAGCGCUCCUCGGGGAAGCCUGUGCCCCAAUGACUCCAUCCACUGCUCCUUCUGACUGUGCCUUGAAGUCCAUCUCUGAGACAGUCUCAGCUCUGUAUCCAUACUGGACCUCACUGCAAGUGCUGGAGGGUGAUGGGCUUGCUGAAGGACGUGUCCUCAGAGACACAACCAAUAAGGAGAGCCCCCAGAUUCCCGCUGUGACUACAACAGGCCUGGUGUACGACGAGAGAAUGAUGGAGCAUCUCAACCUGUGGGACAGGCAUCAUCCUGAACAGCCACAAAGAAUCUUCAAAAUCUUCUCCAGGCAUCAGGACCUCGGACUGGUGGAACGUUGCCACCGCAUCCCGGCUCGCUUCGCAACUGAGGAAGAGCUCGCCAUGUGUCACACCGUGGACCACAUCCAGCAGAUGAAGUCCACCAGUACGAUGAAGAGCAGAGAUCUGCACAAAUUGGGACAAGAGUUCAACUCCAUCUACAUCAACAAUCAGAGUUACCAGUCAGCCCUGCUGGCUGCUGGAAGCUGCUUCAAUGCUGUGGACCACAUCCUGACUGGACAGGUUCGAAGUGGCGUGGCCAUCGUGCGCCCCCCGGGUCAUCAUGCUGAGAGAGACUCUGCGUGCGGUUUUUGUUUCUUCAACACGGCGGCACUCGCCGCUCGCUAUGCUCAGAAGACCUCCCAGCAUGCACCUGUACGAGUCUUAAUCCUGGACUGGGAUGUUCACCACGGCAACGGCACACAGCACAUGUUUGAAGACGACAAUAGCGUCCUGUACAUCUCCCUCCAUCGCUAUGACAACGGGACCUUCUUCCCGUCCUCGGAGGACGCUUCCCCGGACCGGGUGGGCGUGGCUCAGGGGACGGGCUUCAACGUCAACGUGGCGUGGAGCGGCGGGCGGAUGGGAGACGCCGACUAUCUUGCCGCCUUUCACCACGUCGUCAUGCCGAUUGCCACUGAGUUUAAUCCAAGUCUGGUGUUGGUGUCAGCGGGAUUUGAUGCGGCGCGGGGAGAUCCUCUGGGCGGAUACCGCGUGACCCCAGAGGGCUAUGCCCACCUCACCCACAUGCUGAUGUCAUUGGCUUGUGGACGGGUCUUACUCGUACUGGAGGGUGGUUACAACUUGACGUCCAUCUCCGACUCCAUGGCGAUGUGCACAAGCGUGUUGCUUGGCGACCCCCCUCCUUUCCUGGCGAUGCCCCUCCUCCCACCUCACCACGCCGCAGUGGCAGCCAUCAAUGAGGUCAUCCGCUACCACGCCCCCUACUGGAAGUCGCUGAGGAUAAAAAUCCCAGAGGCCGUGCGAGCAGCCGUAAAUUCCCCAGGCGCUCAUCGGAGAGGCAGUGGCAAAGGGAAAGGCAGGAGGUCAAGACAGAGUGGUCCAGACAAACCGACACUGCCCACUAUGGGAAUGGAGCGCACAGCAGCGGACCACAGUUUGGAUCAGCUCACUCAGGGAUUGGCCAGUUUGGACAUCAGUCAAAGCACACACUGCCCCGAAGUGGAAGCGGCGUCAGGUGAAGUGACAUCAGAGAAGAGCCAAUCGAGGGCAAGGUCAAGUGAAGUUACACCUGAGCAGACCCAAUCACCAGAGAGCUCGCAGCCUCCAGUUGUCAUUGUCGCUGCACAAGCAGUCGUUGAUCUCGGAGAUGAGCCGGAGCCGGCAGGAGCGUGUGGUUGGUCCAAGCCUGAAGAAACACUGGAACUGACAUGUGGAGUUCAGAUGGCCCCCAUGUACGUGGUGGACCCUCUUUCCUGGUGUCCUCACCUGGAAGCCGUCAAGCCCCUGCCCCCAUCCGGUAUCGAUGUCUUCCUGCCCUGUCACGACUGUGGCUCGGAGGUGGAGAACUGGAUCUGCCUCACCUGCUACAAGGUGGGGUGUGGCCGCUAUGUCAACGAGCACAUGUUGACACAUGGCGCGACGUCCCAUCAUCCCAUGGUGCUGAGCUUCUGCGAUCUCUCUGUGUGGUGCUACGCGUGUGAGGCCUACGUACACAACCAGGCCGUGUUUGAGGCAAAGAACGCAGCCCACAGCGCCAAGUUUGGAGAGGAAAUCCCACCCUGGAGUUAGGAGGAGGACAAGGAUGACAAGAUGAUCAUGAAGAGUGCUCAGACUUUUUAUACAUUUUCAUCAUUACUACAGUGACCCCUCGUUGAUUGCGGUGGAUACGUUCCAGACCCACCCGCGAUAGGUGGAAAAAAAGCAAUAUAGAGCGACCCUAUAAUUCUUUUGUGGUUUUACUCCUCCCAAAUACUUUAAACACCCUUAAAAUUGUUUAAACAUACUUUUAAAUACUUAAAAAGUGUGUACCUGUUCUCACUCUCGCUGUAAAGAAAUGCAAGAUAACAUCAUUUUGAGGAAACGAAGAGAAGACUUGCUCUCCAAGAGGCUGUUAAUUUGUCACUCCCAGUUAAAGUUGACUGUAAAAAGAGAAUUACACAUUGUAUGUUUAAACAGCAAAAUGUUCAACCAAAACCAUAUAAUUUCUUCUAAUGAACAGUCACUAUCUUAAUGCUAAUAUAUAAUCCAAAAUGCCAUAGAUGGGUUAAUGUAAAUUAAAAUAGAUGAUGUGGUGAUUCUAAACCUUCAAACAAUUGCUGCUUAAAAACACACGGAGCAGCAACACAUAAGCAGAGCAUACAGCAUGAAUCAUUGGCAUGUAUUCUCUUUGCUCUGAGGGAACGACUGUUACUGGAGCUUAGUAGGGGACGUUCUCUGCCUCUUGCUCUAAAUUAUACUGCAGCUCUUCCAGUAGUCUUCGGUGACUUGCCUGUGUACCAUUUAAAAAAAUAAUCCACGAUAUGAUGGGGGGCGCAAAAGAUGAACCGCUACACAGCGGGGGCUCACUCUAUAUAUGCCUUUUACCCAGUGGGAACUGUCGACUUUAAUAAGAUGUUGAGGUUGCCAUGGCAAUAUGCGGAGGCCUGUUUGUUGUGCAAUAAUGUUUCUGUACAAACAUUUUUAAAAAGUCCUGUUUUUAAAGUCAAAUGUCCUUUUUCCAGACAAUGUGUGUUUGGCAAUCAAAGAAAGUGGUCAUGAUUCCGCGUAGAGCAUCCAGGUUAUCCUCAUUAGGGUCACAAAUUAACUAGUCGCCAGUAGAAGAGAACAGGAAGACAAUGUAUUUAUUUAUUAUGUAUUCCUUUAUUUCAUUAAAUAAUUGGAGAAUUUA
Phyllopteryx taeniolatus (common seadragon) is the source of this 4454-nucleotide messenger RNA. RefSeq names its product histone deacetylase 6 (gene hdac6). Lineage: Eukaryota; Metazoa; Chordata; Actinopteri; Syngnathiformes; Syngnathidae. Gene Ontology annotation, cellular component: histone deacetylase complex. Gene Ontology annotation, biological process: chromatin organization. Gene Ontology annotation, molecular function: histone deacetylase activity; zinc ion binding. The transcript has 29 exons. The record is from RefSeq and is a predicted model, not a curated record. Bases 101 to 3355 code for a protein of 1084 amino acids.